AGAACACCGAACCUCCUCUCUCUCUCCAUCCAUCAGUACACGAACCCCACAUUCCCGUCUCACUCUUGACAAUCUCUUCGAUCCAUCAUGCACUCUGGAAGCCACUGAGAGCAGACAGAUGUUGCCGUGUGAAAUGCUCUUUCGCCUCCUCCUGGUCGGAGUUUGCCUGUGCGUAUUUGGAAAUACGGUCCAGGAUAUCCAGAAGGAAAAUGAACACUCACUCGGAGGGAGAUCCUUGAGGAUUGUGGGGCCAACCAAGGACAGUCUUGAUGCAGAAUCCAAGCCCGGAGCGCGAAAGAAGUUCCGGAGGAUGUUUGACAGAGAGAACAUCUACAAAGCUGUCCUGAAAAGGACACUGAGAGACACAUUGGGUGACAUCAAUGUCAUGCUGCAUGAAGAAGCAAGGAGGUCUUCCUCCACCAGAGCUCCAAAUCCAUCCAGUCCCAUCCCCACGCCUGUCUCUCUCACCACUCAGACCUUCACACUGUUGUCCACGUGGGAACGUCAAGGUCCAGUCAUGCCCACGUCACCGGAACUCUUCUUUCCCGACAUAGGUGAGGACUCCAUGCUCAAAGAGGACAGCGCGGAGGGCCUGUGGACGGAGGCUCCCAGACCCAGCGGAGACACGGCACCGCCGCCAUCCCAAGACGACACCACAGAGGGUACCAUGUCUUCCGAGUCUCUGCCUCUCAUCUUUGAGCCACUGGAAGAAUCCGCAACUCAGCUUCCGGCUGCCGUCAUGGCAACAGCAGUGACGCCGCUGUCAGGGACAGACUCGGAGCGAGUGGUUGCCACGGAGACAGACAAGCCACCAUGCACAGGGUCCCUGAUGACGGCUGAUGGCCAGCUGCUGGAUACCAGCAACCAAUCAGAUGAUCCGGAUGAGGGUGAGAGUUCAGAGCAAUUGAUGGAGGACGAGGGCAGCGAAGAGGACCCGACUGAGACAGCCCAAACUCAGCCUCCGUACAGCCUCAUCCCACCACCUUCUGUCUGGGUGCAACACAACCAGGGCCUGAUGCACAGCUGGGUGGCGCUGAUCCGAGAAAAGGUAGGCUACGUUUCGGGCAUGUUAGCCCCGGUGGGCAUUGGCAUGGCGGGAGCCCUUCUGCUCGUGGGCGCCCUCUACAGCAUGAGGCGGAUCCAGCAAAGGAGGCGGAACAGCUUUAAACGCCAGCGCAGGAAGGUCCGGCCCGCCGAGCAACCAGGGGAGACAUGCGCCGGCCGACAGGAUCAGGCCAUGCUGCUGGCAGACAGCUCCGAGGAUGAGUUCUGAUCCGAAAGACCGAGCCAAUCAAGGUCGCCAUGACAACAGCAUCCAUAUACCAUCGCCUCAGACAGCUUUAUAUCCCCAGACAACCUCACGUGGCAACUCUAUUCCAUGUUUAAAAAUGGCUGUGUGGCCACAUGACACACAUUUCACAUAAAAGAAAAGAGAAUCAAUGAAAAUGUACACAAAGUAAAUACAGUAUCGUGCCUGUAAAUGUAUUAGUGUAAAUACAAAUGUAUUCACCCGGACUUAAAAGAGUAGGGCAACAAGAAAGCAAAAAUAUGGCACUGAUUAGAUGCUAAUGAUGCCAAUUAUGUUGUUAGCCCAGCACUGUUCAAAUACAGUAGUGGGUUGCAGUUUGGGAAAAUUCUUGGAUUUUGAUGCUUGACACAUGGCUACUUUAAGCUGCAUUAAAAAAAAUGUUAACGACA
Molecule: messenger RNA, 1698 nt
Organism: Hippocampus comes (tiger tail seahorse)
Lineage: Eukaryota; Metazoa; Chordata; Actinopteri; Syngnathiformes; Syngnathidae
Gene: armh4
Product: armadillo like helical domain containing 4
Exons: 7
Coding region: 119-1273 (384 amino acids)
Source: RefSeq, a predicted model, not a curated record